AUGGCCAGCUUCGACAUUCUAUUCAUCUCUCGACAAUCACUGGCGACAUAUCCAUUCUCCACGUCAAGCAGACAUGCCUGCCGUUCUUCUGACUAUGGUAUAACCGGCUUCGCGACCGCCCACAUAGCUCUCUCCUUCCUCAAACACGGCUGGACAGUCCACGGCACCCUCCGCUCCGACGCCAAACGCUCCGCCGUCGAAGCCAUCCCCGAAUACGCCCCCUACCUCGCUUCAGGCCAGCUCAAACUUUUCGAAGUCGGUCCCCUCGAAUCUGCCGACCAUAGAGAGGCUAUCAAAGGCGUCGAGUCGGUCGCGCACCCUGCUUCGCCGGUGGAGUUUGGAGAUGAGAAGUUUAGGGAGACGCAUUUGAAGCCGGCGUUGGAAGGGACGUUGGGUGUUCUGAGGGCUGUGGGUAGAGAGGGGAGUGUCAAGUCUGUUGUAUAUACCAGUUCGUUUGGCCUUGUGGGCCAGUACAAAUUCCACCCCACUGAGCUCAAGGGUCGCACUAUGUACUCGUACAGUACAGUACAUGAGUAG
Messenger RNA from Cryptococcus wingfieldii CBS 7118, 537 nucleotides. RefSeq lists its product as hypothetical. Lineage: Eukaryota; Fungi; Basidiomycota; Tremellomycetes; Tremellales; Cryptococcaceae. The transcript is spliced from 3 exons. The record is from RefSeq and is a predicted model, not a curated record. Gene Ontology annotation, molecular function: 3-beta-hydroxy-Delta5-steroid dehydrogenase (NAD+) activity. The coding region runs from base 1 to 537 and encodes 178 amino acids. Gene Ontology annotation, biological process: steroid biosynthetic process.